Molecule: messenger RNA, 1939 nt
Organism: Lingula anatina
Lineage: Eukaryota; Metazoa; Brachiopoda; Lingulata; Lingulida; Lingulidae
Product: ribosomal biogenesis protein LAS1L
Biological process (GO): maturation of 5.8S rRNA; maturation of LSU-rRNA
Cellular component (GO): Las1 complex; preribosome, large subunit precursor
Molecular function (GO): endonuclease activity
Source: RefSeq, a predicted model, not a curated record
ACCACGCAGAAAUCUUGCGAGGGUGAAGGGAAUAUUCGGUAGACUUAGACCUACUUUGUUUAAAAACAAAGAGCAUUGCAAGGUUUAUAGAAGGUGCAGAUAUAUAUUUACGCUUCUGUAGAAAUUAAAAAUAAUACGGAUGGCACUGAAGACUAACAUAAAGCGGUCAAGGUAUGAUCAUGUGACUGUUUAAAAUGGCGGCGCCCAGGCAAAAACGUGUGGUUGGUUGGUUGAACAGGUCUGAGUGGGAAAGAGUGUACCAUGGACUAUACAGUAAUGAAGUGAGAAAACAACAGCAGGCCAUACAGAGGGUAGCUGUGUGGAAAAACAGAAUGUUACAUAGACUGCCUGUUGCUGUGGAAUGUACUGCUGCACUAGUUGAGGCUUGUCUGGAUCACAAGGCUGCUGUCCAGAAGGGACCACAUUUACCAAAUCAUACCAAAUUCCAGCAUAACUUUGCAAUGGCCUUGAUAAGGUUUGUGAAUUUGAUGACUGAAAAUAAUCAAAACAAGCAAUAUGCACAGCCAGUGCACAUCUUAGCAGAAGAGCUUGCUAUACCACAGUGGCUAGUGGAAUUGAGGCAUGAAUCAUCUCACACUUCAAUGCCAUCUCUAAACUUACUAAAGUCUGGGGCAAAGUUGGCACUUAAUUGGUUAAAAAGGGAAUACUGGGAACCACAGAACUUGCAGGAUUCAAGUGAUAGUGAAGAUGACACCUGUGACCCAAUUAUAGAAGACAAGUUCAAAGAUUUAGUAUAUGCUUUUCAGCAAGAGCAAUUUAAGCUUCUCAGUGAAUUCAAGCAGCCAAGUAAAGCAGACAAGAAGGAAUUACAAAGUAUAUUGGAUGAUCUCGAAAAAACUGCUUUAGGGCAAAGGAAUAAAGCAAUUAGCUGGUUAUGUGAAGAAGGCUAUUUCAUAUCAACUAGUGAACAGCUUGAUGCACUGGGGAUCUGUGUGGAAGAUUUCAUAACAGCUGACAAUUUGGAUAUUCCCCAUGAAUUACUCAAAUUUUGGAAGCCUGUGCUGAAGCGUCUUCACCAUCUUCAGAUGACAGUCUCACUUGUUCAGCAUUUGCUAGGCCAGGUUACUGAUGGAUCAAGCCUAAGGAACAAGCUUUUGACAGGCUGGGUUUUUACCAUAAUCAUGGCAAAUAGUGGCCUGCAGCCAGAUGGCGUGUUAUAUAGAACCCCAUGCUCUCUCCCUUGGAAAGAAAUGUUGGACAUGUGCAUAGAAACUCCUUCAAAGUGGAUGCUUAUGCUGAUACAUGUGAUAUUGGAAUAUUUAAAACCAGCUCUUACACCUAGACAAGUUGAACAACUACUGUAUUUAACAUUAGUCUACCAAAGACAACAAAAACAGCCAUUUUCCAGCAAAGUAUCUGAAGAAACUGGGCUGCUAGCAGUCCAUAACCUGGGAGAUAUAGUAGGAAGUACUAAAACUGAGGAACAGGAACCAGGUCAGUUAAAAGAAGAGAAUUCAGUAUGGAAGCUUUGUACAGAGCCAAUUGAUUGGGCCGAGAUUCCUAUUGGUGUUCUUCCAUCACAAGAUUUCGAGUAUGACUACCUACAGUUACCAGAUGAUGUCACUUGUGAAAUGAGCAAAGAAGUUAACAGAGAGGAGAGUACAACCUGUGAUUCAGUGAUUACUGAAAAUGGACUAGAUUGGACUGUAAAGGAAAUGCAGAAAAUCCAAGAAGAGAUUAGCUUUUUCUAAAACUCAAAAGACCUAGUGUUUAAUGAAUAUUAUUUUAUCCAUCAGCAGUAAGAAAAUGAAGAAAAAACUUUUUAAAGGCCACAGUGCUCAAAUUUUUCCCAUAACAAAGAAUUUGAUCAAAAUCUGCUUUUACUGUUCCAGCUAAAGCAACUGAGAUAAAAUAAAGCAUAUUCAACUUAUUAAUGUGUUGUCUUUUCAUUAUUGUGAAAUAUGUGAAGAUUCUUGAU